CAGAUCCACAGCUUCCGACGCCAUUCUCACCUUUCAGCAGCAUGGGCGCGCCGGACACAUCAUGGGUGUUCGCGGACCUCGCCGUCGCGGACAGCUCCAGGUACAGCACCCGCUCGCGGCUGCUGCUCACGGGGCUCUCCUUCGCCAUCGGCAUCCUCACCAUCCUCCUCUACCUCACCGUCUCCUACGCCUGCCGCCGCCGCCGUUGUCACCGUCAGGGCGGCGCGGACGCGGGUGCGGAUGCGGAGGACCAGGAGGCCGGCAUGAGCGACGCCGCGAUCGUGUACGAGCAGGCCGACGCGCUGGCCGCGCCCAUGGACUGCGCGGUGUGCCUCGGCCAGGUGGAGGCCGGCGAGAAGCUGCGUCGGCUCCCCAAGUGCGCGCAUCUAUUCCACGCCGACUGUGUCCACGCCUGGCUGCGCGCGCACUCCACCUGUCCCAUGUGCCGCGCCGGCACCACUGGCACCACCACGGCCACGACAGCGGCGGCGGAGGCGCCACCACCUGGCGUGGUUGCAGGCACGCCGCCUGCCUUAGAACGGAUGAAUUGAACCACACUGACCGGAGAAUAGCGAGAGUGAUGGAUCGAUUAGCGACGCCGACUGGAGAAUAGCCAUAGUGUGGUCGUGGCUGCGGCCACAGUGCGUGUACAGGAGUACCUGUGACGUCGAGUGUGCUUGUAUUACUGGUUCCGUUUCAUAGUGCGCAUAGAUAU
Messenger RNA from Triticum urartu, 715 nucleotides. RefSeq names its product RING-H2 finger protein ATL39-like. Lineage: Eukaryota; Viridiplantae; Streptophyta; Magnoliopsida; Poales; Poaceae. The record is from RefSeq and is a predicted model, not a curated record.